Molecule: messenger RNA, 1248 nt
Organism: Exophiala bonariae
Lineage: Eukaryota; Fungi; Ascomycota; Eurotiomycetes; Chaetothyriales; Herpotrichiellaceae
Exons: 1
Coding region: 1-1248 (415 amino acids)
Cellular component (GO): TTT Hsp90 cochaperone complex; cytosol; nucleus
Source: RefSeq, a predicted model, not a curated record
AUGGAACUGGAAACUACCCUCGACGUGCUCUCAAAUCCAUCACCGAAGGACAAUGCACAAGUGGUCAGUCUCCGACAAAAAGCGCACGACAUCCUCGCAGAAAACUCGACAUCAAAACCCGACACCCUUCCCAGCGCACUUCUGGACCUGUUAACGCAAAUCAUCAAACCACUAUUCACCAGCGCCAAACACCCAGCCCUAACAUCAAUGGGACGGAAGAACCUGAUCCCACCGGGCCCAUCACUAGGAAACCGGUUCAACUACCCACUCACCGACGACGACCUCAAGCCAUGGAAAACACCGUUCACGGUCCCACUACUCCACUACAUCAUCACAUCAUAUUCGGGAACCCUCCCCCUCGAUACGAGAAAACAGACGCUGGAAGCACACUUCCACCUCCUGAUCCCGCCGAUCCUCAAUAUGAUCGACGACGGUGACGCUGCGUUCAAAGCGGCGGGAUGUCAACUGCUCCAGCUUCUGUGCGAAGCAUUGGCGUCGACGGAGAGCGAGAUGCUGCGCAAGACUGGGCUUGGAGAUGUCUUCUUCGACGCGCUCAAAGCGAAUUUCAUGCUUUUACCGACGCUGACGCCGGAAGAGGAGAGCCUCGAGGUUCUGACCGCGCUGUAUCCGGCCUUCUUCGCCGUCGUGGACGCCAGGUACAGGACGGGGAAAGUGACGGCAGAGCAAUCUGUGGGCGAUUCCAACGAGUUUGCGGGCCGGCAGGAGCGUCUGAAGCUGCUGCUGCGCCAUGGCGUGCUGGCGUCGCUGUCCCAUCUGUCCGCCGGCCAGAGUUUCUCCACCUCCAUCUCCAUCUCUCUGACGACGUAUCUGGUGUCGCAGAUCGCGCCUGUCAUGACACGUAUGGGUAUCGAUGGCGUCAGGUAUCUACGGGAGUUCCUGCCCAUGAUGAGAGGAGGACUGAUGGAUCCCUUUGCGCUCGCUGCGCCGGACUUGGUCAAGGAGAUAUUGCGGGUCUAUGUCGUUGUGCUGGAUGAGUGUGAGCCCAGGGUUCGUGAGCUGUGGUGGUCGGAGAUCCUGAGGGGUCUGGUGGGCUGCUGGGUGAAUUGUCUCGACGAGCUCGAUGUCACGCGAUCGGAGAGCAAGGGUGGUGUCCAGGAGAUCCAGGCCGUGUUGAAGGAGGUCACUCGAAGGCUCGGGCAAGUGGUAGACAAGGAUAAGUGGGCGGCUGGUAGGAAGAGAUUGUUGGGCGAAGAGGAAGAUCUCACCGGCUUGUUUGAGGAUAUAUGA